Molecule: messenger RNA, 2697 nt
Organism: Hypanus sabinus (Atlantic stingray)
Lineage: Eukaryota; Metazoa; Chordata; Chondrichthyes; Myliobatiformes; Dasyatidae
Product: perforin-1-like
Exons: 2
Coding region: 144-1871 (575 amino acids)
Source: RefSeq, a predicted model, not a curated record
CAGACCUCAGCCACAAAGGGGCAGUGGGAGGCAUGAAGACAGGUCCCUGCUGGAGCAGAUCUGGGAGAAGCUCAAAGUUUCUGGAAGAACAGUGACAGAUUGACCGCCCUCCGUUGAUCGAGGGAAGACCUGCCGACGUUGCAAUGGAUGCUGGGAAGGGAUGGAAAAUGGGAACGUUGCUCUGGGCUGUCCUGUUCCUGGGGGGUGUGGGGGCUGUCUGCCAGAUUGGCAAUGCCAGAGAAUGCCGCCGUGCAUCCCCAGUACCAGGGAGCAGUCUGGCCGGCGAGGGUUUUGAUGUGGUAACGUUGGACCGCAAGGGGGCAUACGUGGUGGACGUGGAGAGCUGGAGACGUCCAGGCGGGGCCUGCAAGCUCUGCAGGAAUACUCUGAUGAGGGGUAGAUGGCAGCGCCUCCCCCUGGCCGUGGUGGAUUGGCGAGCCCAACGUAGAUGCUACCGGACUGUAAAAAGCAGGCUCUUCCACUCAGCCUCUGCCUUCAGCAGUUCGGUCAGCUCCAGUGUGGAUAAAAGCUGGAGUGUUGGCCUGGGGAUAUCCAAAUAUUCAGUGUCAGUAGGUGUAACAGUGGCUGGCUCCAAAUCUCGGGCCAUGUCCUUUGCCAACCGUAAAGCCCAAUCAGACAACUACAGCUUUUCCAGUCAGAAGUUCCUUUGUCGCCUUUACCGUUAUCGUCUGAGGAACACACCCCCUCUGGCAUCUGAGUUCUCCAACCAGCUCAAACAAAUCACCAGCAGCUCCUAUGCAGGAGCCCGGCACCAGUAUCGCCAAAUAGUGCAGACUUUCGGGACACAUUACUUCCGGUCAGUGGAGGUGGGUGGUUCCUACAAGGACGUGACGGCCAUCCGCACCUGUGAGGCCGUUUCUCAGGGCCUCACUGCUACUCAGGUGAAGAACUGCCUCAGUGUGGAGGCCAGUGUUAGCGUGUUAGGAUUUGGCCAUACAUCAGCUCGAGCAGGUUACUGCAAGAAGCAGGCCUCGUCCCAUACCCAUUCCCACAGCUUCCACCAGGCCUUCAGCGAGAGGCUGACAGAAGUCUCAGGAGGCCAUAGUACUGGGCACACAGACAUCCUCUUCUCCUCCAGUCCUCGGGCCUUCACCAGCUGGAUGAACAGUCUGACGGCCUCACCAGGCAUCAUACACUACCGGCUGGCCCCCCUCCAUUUCCUGCUGCCCAGAACCAACAUUCGCCGGAAACAUCUGAGGCGCUACCUCAGAGAGUACAUCAUGGCCAACGCCAUGAAACGUGACUGCUCCAGAACCACCUGCCCUGCUCCUGGGAGGAAAAGCCGCUUCAAUCGCUGUUCCUGCCGAUGUCCGGAGAACUCCUUGGUGGACCGUCAGUGCUGUGCCAAGCAGAAGGGUGCAGGGCACCUGGUUGUCACUGUAAUUAAUGGCUCCGGUCUCUGGGGCGACUAUCUCUCUGGCACUGAUGGUUUUGUGGUGGUCUCUUAUGGAAAUGCCAAAGCUCAGACCAGGGUGGUGGACAACAACAACAACCCUACCUGGAAUGCCAGACUGGACCUGGGGGAGGUGGUUGCCCACAGCUACAUGAAACUCAUCCUGAAGGUCUAUGAUAAAGAUCCCUUGCGGAAGGACAAUCUGGGGACCUGCAAGGUGCCUCUGAUCUCUGGUGUCACUGAUCUCACCUGCUACCUUAAGCAUGGCAAGGUCACCUACCAAUUGUCCUUCAUCUGUGGCCUCCACUUGCAGGGUCGCACCUGCCACCAGUAUGCCCCGAGUCCAGGGGCCCGUGAGAUCUCUGGGCUCCUGUGGACCAACCAGUCCUUCCACUCGUCUGACUCCCCCACCGCCCUUCCCUCAGGGAAUGCCCUCCUCAAAGUUAUCUACCCCUGACCUUUGACCUCUCACCAACCUCACUCCCAGGUCCAACGCUGCUUCCUAUUGCCACAGUACUGCUAUCAUACCACCCUCCCCUCUUUCCCUCUCCCCCAUUCAUCAUUCCCAUUGCCCAGAUAUUUGCCCUCUAUUCUCCAUGACCCUGUACCCAUCAUCCUCGGUGUCUCAUUAGUCCCAUUGCCCUGACCUUUCCCCUCUCACCCACUCUGGCCCCAAGGAACAAUUCUCUCCAGGACUUCUUCCUCACAUCCAUGCCCAUGAGAGACCCUACAUUUCACUCACACCUCACCAAUUCCUCAGAUUCUCUGGGCACUAGGAAUUCCCAGUGGGAAUGGGAGUCCCGGCUUGCCUGACUGCACCAAGCUUUCAGGCACUGGUGUUUGAGGGUAUAGGGUGGGAAGGCCAUUGACGACACAACCUCUCUGUAUCUGUCAUAUUGCCACUGUAUCACCCCAGCAGAAACCCCUCACCCCAACAAAGACCUGUAUUGGAGGGAAGGUGCCCAAACCAGCUUGCCAAACAGCAAGCAGCUUAAUGGCUUGAGCGUAACGUAAUUUACAGAUCCGCUAGGCCCGUGCAGGAGGUGACUGAGAGCAGGCUCCCUUUCCCAUAAUCCUGUUGCUGACAGGGGACCAACUGGAGAGUCUCCGGCUGACCUGUGUCCCAGGACGGGUGGCAUGUCGGACCAGGACCAUCAUCACAGGAACAUCGUACACCUCCCUGUGCACGAGAAGCUUUGCAAAGAGAUGCUUGGGAGACAGAAGAGAUUGUCUGAUUGCCUUUUGCCUUCUUUGUACAACUUGUGUUUUUGCAAUAAACAUCA